ACUUUUACCAUAUACACACAUAUUUGGAAUACCGUACGUAAUUCAUUAACAAUCAAUUACAACCGCAUAAGAAUAGUUAUUAUCACCACUUAAAGCGGAAAAACAGCGAUUAAAAUCAAAUCAAUUAUCACAACACCAAAAUAAAUACUCAAACAUAAUUAAACUUUCAAAUACCCAAACAACUUCAAUCCGGUAAAAAUAAAAGGUGAAAGGGCAAUAAUAAACUGAUAACAGUUUUUGAAAAGUGUAAAACAACAAAAAGUGUAAAAAUCGUAUAAAUACUCCAAAAUAAACCUCAAAAGACAUCAUUCACUGCUUGUUUGUUCAACAAUCAACAACAAAACAACAAAAUGUACAAGUUGGUAUUCCUUGCACUCAUCGGCGUCGCCCUUUGCGCCCCACAAACCCGCCGGUCUGAAGAACUCGACGAAAGAAUCCACGACAAAGAAAUCAUCCAAAACGAAAGCGCACAAUAUCAAUUUGCUUCCAACGUCGAGGACCACAUCAACGACCAAAGCCAACAGCGCGUGGAAGUCCGCGAUGGUCUGAACGUAAAGGGAAUGUACAGCUACAGCGAUGGAUACUUCAAGCGCACCGUUCAAUACGAAGCCGACGACAAAGGUUACCGCGUUAUCGGUGAAGAAGUAGUCCCACUGGAAGGCCCAAAAGUCAACCUCAACGGCAUGGCUUCCGUCGCCCAGCAAGCCCAUGGCACCGAAUUGAAAUACACCGUGCAAUCCGUUCAAUCAGACAAACCAACUGCUCGUCUUGUCGACACCGAGACCCUUUUGGCUGCUGCUUCCCGCCGUCAGUAAACUGACUUAACUUAAGUCACCUCAACUUAAGUCGUCAUAACUUAAGUCAUUUGAACUUAAGUCAUCUCAACUUAAGUCAUCUCAACUUAAGUCAUGUUGAUUAAUUGUUACUUGUUAUUUAUUAUAUAAUAAACAAUCGAUAUGAAAUAAUCCGCAUAGAAA
This is a messenger RNA of Dalotia coriaria, 977 nucleotides long. RefSeq lists its product as uncharacterized. The transcript is spliced from 2 exons. The record is from RefSeq and is a predicted model, not a curated record. Lineage: Eukaryota; Metazoa; Arthropoda; Insecta; Coleoptera; Staphylinidae. The coding region runs from base 351 to 815 and encodes 154 amino acids. Gene Ontology annotation, cellular component: extracellular matrix.